Molecule: messenger RNA, 733 nt
Organism: Scheffersomyces amazonensis
Lineage: Eukaryota; Fungi; Ascomycota; Pichiomycetes; Serinales; Debaryomycetaceae
Exons: 2
Coding region: 102-623 (173 amino acids)
Cellular component (GO): outer membrane
Source: RefSeq, a predicted model, not a curated record
AUAUAAGUAUAAAUAUAAAUGUAAAGAAUUCUGUUUUUAUUCAUAUUACUUUUUAUCAUAGUAUUAGUAAUAAUUAAUUAAUUGAAUAAUCAAUUUAAAUCAUGUCUGCUAACGAAUUCUACAACUCUGCUCAACAAGGCCAGUAUAACGGUAACCAAGACCAAGGUCAAGGUCAACAAUACUCCCAGGGUCAACAAUACUCCCAAAAUCAAGGUCAAGAUCAACGUCAAGAUGGAGAAAGAGGACUUUUAUCUACCGUCGCUGGAGGUGCAUUUGGUGGCUAUGCUGGAAAUAAAUUAGGUGGAAAUCACUCUAAAAUUGGUACAGUCAUUGGAGCUGUUGCUGGUGCCUUAGGUGCUAACAAAAUUGAACAUGCUGUUGAAAAUCAUAACAAUAGACCUCAGCAAUAUGGAAAUAACAAUUACGGUGGAAACUACGGAAACGAAGGUUACAAUCAAGGUGGAUACGGUAAUAAUCAAGGUUAUGGAAACCAAGGUGGAUACGGCAAUAAUCAAGGUUAUGGAAAUCAAGGUGGUUACGACGGUGGCCGUGAAGAACGUCAUCAUGGUAGACAUCACGAUAAACAUCAUGAAGGUAGACGUCAUGAUGAAGGAAGAUGGUGAUUGCUGCCAAGUUCUAUAGGUAAGUAUGUAAAUCUAGAGGAAGCUGAAUUAGGUCAAUUGUAGAGUUUUAUAAAGGUGUCUAUAAAAAAGUUAAAUAUAUCUACAAUUUC